Cynoglossus semilaevis (tongue sole) is the source of this 2585-nucleotide messenger RNA. Its product is annotated as golgin subfamily A member 7. Gene Ontology annotation, cellular component: Golgi stack; palmitoyltransferase complex. Bases 126 to 557 code for a protein of 143 amino acids. The record is from RefSeq and is a predicted model, not a curated record. Gene Ontology annotation, biological process: Golgi to plasma membrane protein transport; peptidyl-L-cysteine S-palmitoylation; protein targeting to membrane. The transcript has 6 exons. Lineage: Eukaryota; Metazoa; Chordata; Actinopteri; Pleuronectiformes; Cynoglossidae.
AUGUCCAAUUGUUCAGCAUCCGGAACAUUUCACACAAGUGUUUCUGCCCGGAAAUAAUAUGCAGUAGUACACGAAGAGAGCCCUUAACGGAAAAUAAACAGGACAAAACAAACGGGGUUUUAAAAAUGGCAGAGACCCACAGUUUGCAGGACAUGAGGCAGCAGGCAGCCAUUGCUGCCAAAGUCUUCAUUCAGAGAGAUUACACCAAUGGAACUAUGUGCCAGUUCCAAACCAAAUUCCCCUCAGAGUUGGAUUCCAGGAUUGACAAACAGCACUUUGAAGAAACUGUGCGGAUGCUGAAUAAUCUGUACGCCGAGGCUGAGAAACUGGGCGGCCAGUCUUACAUCGAAGGCUGUUUGGCCUGCCUCACAGCAUACACCGUGUUCAUGUGUAUGGAGACUCACUAUGAAAAGGUUUUGAGGAAGAUUGCGAAGUACAUCCAGGAGCAGAAUGACAAGAUCUAUGCCCCGCGAGGUCUGCUGCUCACCAACCCCAUCGAGAGAGGCCUGAGAGUUAUUGAGGUCACCAUCUUUGAGGACAGAGGCCUGACAAGAUGAAAGCUGCAGGCUUGUAGCUGAGCAGAGUGGCCCAGCACCAGUGUCCAUCACCUCCUCCUCCAAGAGAACAACCCACACCUCCCCCCUUAACACUGCGUCUCUACAAUCUGUCCCUCCCUACUACAGUACCUGCCAUGUUCACGUCUCUUUCAAAGUAUGCUUUAUAACCAAAUGUAAUAUUUCAUACUUGGUAGUUAUUCCUGUAUUAUCCUCAUAUGUGAGUUUUUCAAUUCUGUCUUUACAUUUUCAGGUAAUAAAUCUAUAUUUAUUUUAAUGUAAAAGAGUGAAGGGUGUUAUAAAAAAAACACAGAUAGACUUUAUGAAACAUCCACAGAGCCAUGAUUUAUUAUAUUUGGUUCACCUUGGACUUUUUUGCCUGUGGAAAUAUGAUCCUUUAAAUAUUUCGUUUUUGUUAAUACUCAGGCCAACACAGGGUAACAUUUUAGUUGUUUUUUGGGGGGGUUUUUUUCGUUGUUUUAAUGGUUCAUACGAGUCUCCCACAUCCUUACUUUACGUGAUUGUUUUGGCUCAGCGGAGUAAAGUAUUUCAGGCUCGUUGCAGCCAAGUCUUGUUAUCACUGCAAAUUUCAUCCUUACUCCUACAUCUGCACAAUUUCACACUUUAUUUGCUUUUGUUCUUAACUUGUGUAUAUAUUUCCACUGUCCAAGUAUCCAAUCACUUUUCCCGCAUGAUUCCUGCAUAGACUUUAACCUUGUCGAUAAUCAACUGCUUCAAACUUCUAUUUUGUUCAGCUGCAAACAUUCCAGUCAAACUGUCACUGACUGAAAGGUUUUCGGAAAGUCAGAGCCCCUGCUUUUCUGUUAGCUCUGAAUUUUUUAGCAUCUUGUUUAACCACGGUUUUUUACUAAUGUAAUUCAGCAUUAAUACUCGUGAAAAUGUAAGAACUGGUGGUGUUGCCUUUGACUGUAUAAAAGUGCUCUUGUUUGGUGUCCGUGCCUGUCAUGGCUUUGAAUGUUGACAUGGUUUAAAGUUCGGGUCACAGCUGAUGUUUUCACAAAUACUUUUUAUUUAAUGUGAUUUUAACAGAACACCUUAAUAAAACAGUGCCUAUUGGUUUGAACUUGUAAGGGUUGAAAUGACCGACUGGACAACCAGAGACUAGUUAAUUAUUUAAUUUCCUAACCAAUCAUCUUUCAGAAUACAGAUCUCCACAUAACCCUGACUUUACUUUGUCUUACCAUUACAAUGUGACCAGGUCUUAUCAACUUAUUCAGUCAGACCUGAAGAUUUCUCUUUUUGCUAAGGCCAACAACUAAUGGUACAGUAAAGACUACAACUAACUCAUGUUUGUGUAUAAGAAAUGGACAGAGCCAUCUCCACCUCAGGUUGACCAGACUUCUGUUUUUUUGUCAUCAUUGUCUGUCAACCACACACUCUCCAAUCAUAUUGUCUGUCUCAUUUACACUAGUCUGCCCCCCAACGUUGUGACCACCUGUUCAAAACUCUGUACUGCUAAACUGGGAUGAACUGUGUGUUUCCCUCAGAACCAACAUUAUCAUUUUUAGAAAAAAAAAAUUUAGCAACCAUGGUGGCUGUGUUGAAGAAAAACACACACACACCAGCAUUUUCUUCCCAAGAAGAAACUGGAGGAGGGGUUGCAUGAACCAUCUAUGUCCACUUGUUGCUUAACAUAUUGAGCCCACUGACAGAUGCCAUGAUAAUAUGAUAAAAAAAAAAGAUUGUUGUUGUUGACUUUACCUGUCAGUGGUCCUAAUGCUACAAUUGAUCUUUGUUUGACUCAUCUUCCAUUUUUCUUCAAAAACAACCAAAGUGUAGAAACUGACGUUACAGUCUGAGGCUGAGGAGCCAGUGGUCAGGUUUGCAGAGACUCAAAAGGCUUCUGUACAAACCAGGAUGUGUCUGACUCUCAGGUCUGUGCCGGCUCUGUCCAGUUCUUAGGAACACUCUGAACUGAACACUUCACAAAUGGAAACAUAACCAAAGUUCAUGAUCCUGUUAAAGCACAAACAAAGCUGAAAAUGUGUCGUUUUCAGACAUAAUGUGAAU